UUCAAACUCUCUCUCUCUCUCCCUCUCUCUUUCCGCGUAAACAUUCUGAUACGAAAUACGAUGAAUUCUGAAGCAGGUGGAAGUUCCAUUGAUUUAUGGUCAGAAAUCGUCGCCACUGAAAACCAACAACAACUACAGCCGCAACAAGUUGGAGAUAUUUAUAGAAGGAGAAGACCCCAGAAAAACCCUCAAGAUUUAGACUUGAGGCAGUCAGGUUCUCGUCGAAACGGGAACCGGGUGAGUUUGGCCGCCCCCAAGCGAGUUAGUUGGAACCGCUCACUUUCCACCAGAGGAAGGACAAGUAUUGCUGUUGGCGCUUGUGUGGAUUAUCAGCCUCAACUGAAGGAGGCAAAGAGAAAAGGAAAACCUGCUCUACCCAAAGGAAAAUUUGUACAACCUCCAACCUUUGAGAAGGAGAGGACAUACUUUCAAGAGGUUGAUGCCUUUGAGUUGUUGGAGGAGAGCCCGUCACCCAAGAACUUUGGUACAUGGGCCAUGGGCACUCAAAGCAACAAUAUUGCAAUACCGCAUUUGUCCUCAAGAUUAGAGAAAUGGCUAAUUUCCAAGAAACUAAAUCAUAGUUGUGGACGUUCCACCACACUGUCGAAGAUAUUAGAAACUCCAGCCAUGCCCUUGGAAUCUAUAUAUGGCGAUGAUUUUGAACCUUUGAAUUUGAGAACUCCAGAAAAAUCUUCUGUGAAGACUGAUUCACAGUUGCUUUCGAUCAAUAGCAGAUUUAAUUCAAUAUUAGUCGAUAAAGAUGUGCUUGAGAGGGAAAAAAAUUCACAAAAGAGAAAUGCAGUAUCAGUGAGUGAGGGUCAUGAGGAUUGUGAACAUCUAGAAGUUGCUGUUAAGAAACUCUCCCUGACGUCAACAACAGCUUCAUUGGAUCAUGAUCAGUUAGAUCCAUUUGCCGCAUUAUUAGCAGUUUGUGGACAGUCAUCUCCUUCAACACUAAAGAAUGCAUUCUCCAAAUAUUGUGAACUGGAAAAUAUCAUUAAAAUUGGUGAAGGUACUUUUGGAGAAGCUUUUAAAGCUGGUGACUAUGUCUGCAAAAUAGUUCCCAUUGAUGGAGACUUACGAGUGAACGGGGAAGUGCAGAAGAGAUCAGAAGAAUUGCUUGAGGAGGUCAUUCUUUCUCGAACUCUUAAUUGUUUAAGAGGAGAUGAUGGGGAUGUUUAUAACUCAUGCACGACAUUCAUAGAAACAAUAGAUUUAAAGGUAUGCCAAGGCUCUUAUGAUGCUGCAUUGAUCAAAGCUUGGGAAGAUUGGGAUGAGAGACAUGGUUCAGAAAAUGAUCACCCUAAGGCGUUUCCAGAGAAACAGUGCUACGUCGUAUUUGUUUUAGAGCAUGGAGGCAAAGAUCUUGAAAGCUUUGUGCUUUUGAACUUUGAUGAGGCACGGAGUUUAUUGGUACAGGUUACAGCUGCAUUGGCUGUGGCUGAAGCUGCAUAUGAAUUUGAACACCGAGAUCUGCACUGGGGAAACAUACUUUUAAGCCGGAAGGAUUCUGAAACAUUGCAGUUCACUCUCGAGGGGAAGCAUAUGUUUGUCAGAACAUUUGGAUUGUUGAUAUCAAUAAUUGACUUUACUCUUUCAAGAAUCAAUACUGGUGAAGAUAUACUCUUUUUAGACCUAUCCUCAGAUCCCUAUCUCUUCAAAGGUCCAAAAGGAGAUAGACAAUCAGAAACAUAUCGAAAAAUGAAGGAGGUAACAGAUGAUUGCUGGGAGGGAAGUUUUCCUAGAACGAAUGUGUUAUGGCUGCUGUACUUGGUGGACAUAUUACUCCUGAAGAAGUCAUUUGAACGCACUUCAAAAGAUGAGAGAGAUUUGCGCUCCCUGAAGAAGCGUCUAGACAAGUAUCAUUCCGCCAAAGAAGCAAUUUUUGAUCCUUUCUUCAGUGACUUAACUGUUGAUCAUGGCAUGUGAGUGAUAAGUGGAGAAGCAAAAAAAGAGAAAAAAGAUGGUCUUUAUCUUGUAAAUAUUUAGCAGGAAGGGGAGCAGGUGAUCAUUUCUAAAACCUGCUUUCUCUUCAACGUUUUGUGAAAUUUAUGCUAAUAUAACUUUGAAAGGAUAUGACUCUAACAAAAACAGUUGGGACAACUUAAUGGCCACGCUAAUUACCAUGGCUCAUUUUGCUAGUGAAUUGUAUUGGGUAUG
Alnus glutinosa is the source of this 2160-nucleotide messenger RNA. RefSeq names its product serine/threonine-protein kinase haspin homolog. The coding region runs from base 61 to 1929 and encodes 622 amino acids. The transcript has 15 exons. Gene Ontology annotation, cellular component: nucleus; cytoplasm. The record is from RefSeq and is a predicted model, not a curated record. Lineage: Eukaryota; Viridiplantae; Streptophyta; Magnoliopsida; Fagales; Betulaceae. Gene Ontology annotation, biological process: mitotic cell cycle; protein phosphorylation; intracellular signal transduction. Gene Ontology annotation, molecular function: histone H3T3 kinase activity; ATP binding.